Rhea pennata is the source of this 3021-nucleotide messenger RNA. RefSeq names its product solute carrier family 7 member 6 opposite strand (gene SLC7A6OS). Gene Ontology annotation, biological process: developmental process. The transcript has 5 exons. The record is from RefSeq and is a predicted model, not a curated record. The coding region runs from base 1 to 990 and encodes 329 amino acids. Lineage: Eukaryota; Metazoa; Chordata; Aves; Rheiformes; Rheidae.
AUGGAGCGGGCGGCGGUGCUGCGCGUGAAGCGGAAGCGCGGCGGGCCCGAGCCGGCCGAGGCGCUGCUGCUCGCCCGCAAGCGGCGGCGCGCCGAGCCGGGCGGGCCGCCCGGGCCGCCGCGCCUCGAGACGGGGCUCUUCAAGCUGGUGGCCACCGUCUCCUCCAAGAGCGAACCCGUUCAGAAAUACGUUCAAGACGUGAUCAGCCGAGAGAAGGCGGCUCGGAGCCUGCGGCCCUCCUCGGGAAGCGCCCAGCGCGUCCUGCGGGAGCUCCGUUCCGCCCGGGAGGCGAGCAGGAAGGAGAGCCGCUAUCGGGUUGUGGCCAGCCACCGGCCGCCCGCCUGCCACGCGCGAACGGCUGCGGCGGGCGCACGGGGCGAGGCCUCGGCCGACGGCGCCGCAGCGAGCGGAGAUGCUUCGGGAGCCGGCAGCAGCGCGGCCGCGGGCUCGGGCUGCUCUGAGAAAUUCCAGUUAUUCGAUAUUGUGCAAGAAGAGGAGGCGGUGGGAGCCGCCAGCGUGACUGCCGCGAACCCGCAGAAAACUGGUGAUCCAGAUGUGAUUCUCUGCAAUGCAGUAGAGAUGAUUCGUGAGCGUUUAAAUGUUUCUGAAGAUAGUAAUAAAGUAGAACACCGUGAAAAAGAAGAUGAGUAUGUUUAUGACAUCUACUAUAUGGAAACAUCAGCCCCUGGUUGGAUCCAAAAUAUCCUGUCUGUCCAGCCCUAUAAAGAGGAGUAUGAACUGGUAGAUGAUGAUGGUAUUCCAGGGGAAAUAUAUGAAGAUGAAGAUGAUGAAAAUGAUGAAAAUAACUGGCGUAAUGACUAUCCUGAUGAAGAUGAGUUCUUACCUGAGGAAGAUGGUGAUGGAGAAAAGGACUCUGAAGAGAGCUUGAGUGAUGAAGACCAAUGUUUCAGAAGAACAUGGAACAAAUACCGCCAUGAGGUCCUACAAGAAUUUGGAUAUGAUGAAGUCCAGGAUUUGGAUUCUGACUGACAGGGAUUUUCUGUUUUUCUUAUUUUUUAAGAUGAAAGGCAUAGAACUUGCAGUAGAACUGAAAUUCUAGAAAGCUGCUGGUGGCUAUUCAUGAGAACGUAUAGCAUUAAAAAAAAAAAAAAAAAAAAAUGGAAAAAGCACUUUCUGGUAAAACUUGUACUCAUUGGGACAGUAGGAAACCAAGAUUGAAACGGAUGAAUUUAAGCUAAGCCUUUCCUGUCUGACCUUCAGAAAACAUUCCAAAACUUAAGGACUGGCAUGGUGAAUUCUAAUGCUUACUGUUCAGGCUUGAGCAUUAGAUACAACUAGACUUCGAGAUUCUAGUAAAUAAUAAAAGCUCAUUUUAAUUAUGAGCUGUGUCACAAAUGUUCAGCCAACUUCAGCUGGUAGAUACUAAGCAGAUGAGUGUGAAUAUGGGCACUUAAAAACAUGUGUUUUCUUUCUUAAGCAGAAGAUGCUGUCUGGGUUGGGUUUUGUUUUUUUUUUUUUCCCUCCUUCCUCUACCUGUUCUGUGGUGCUGAGGUUGAGGAAGAACCUUUUUUUGAGCUGCAUACCAGUCAUUGAUAUCAAGAUGGGUAACAUUAUCUGUGGAAGUACUGUAAGCAGCAGCCCUUAUUGUUGUGACUAAUGUGUAAGGUUUUAGAAGAAGGUCUACCAUGUGGCAAGAGAGGUAGGUCUCUUCCUAUAAAGGCAAGUAGGAGUCCUGGAGAAAAAGCACUGUGCUUCUUCCUGUGUUUAAACUUGUCUUAGCAAGCAUUUGGCUAUGUGAAAUGCCCACAAUAAAAUGGUCAGGUCAAGGUAUCUUUUCUCUACUUUUACUGUGGGGGUAGAAUAAUAUAUAUGCUUUUAUAUUGUAAAUAAAGAAUCUUUGUGGAUUGUUUUCUUUAUUCAUUUAGAGAACAUAGGAGUCAAUUUAGCUGAAGCCGUUUCAGUGUACUAACUUAUAUUCAUCUAUCUUUAAAAUAAUGUAAUCUUGUGAUUUUGCAUCAGUCCUAGUUUCUAUAAGCUGAUCUUGGAGAAGGGAAAAGCUUUAGACCCUGUACUGGAACUCAGUAGGAAACAAUCUCCCUACUAAAUAACAGGUUCUGGUGUGUAAUAUGUACCUGCAUCUACAGUAUUGUCAUUCCCUGUUGAGGCUGGUGCAGAACUCAAGCUUGUGAGAGUUAAGUGUACCUUGUGUGUAGCUAAGUUUCCAUCUUGAGUUUAGCAGGAAGCAGUGAACGGAAUGCUAGUCUCUUUUCUCUGGGUAUAUUCACCAGAAGUGAGUAGCAGAGGUGUUUUAUAAGGAAAUGAGCUGUCCUGCAGCUGUCAAUGUAGUACCACCAAUGGUGCUACAUGUAAGAUAUAUAAAGCUGGGACUUUAAAAAGAAUGAAUCUCUGCUUGAGCCUUGUGAUUCACUGUCUGUAAAAAGGAUCCCAAAACCUGAAAGCUGGUCAGUUAAUUCUGGCUGCUGCUGUCAAGGUAACAACAGGUGAAGCUUUUUGUUCUUAUUUUCAUGGAAAGGCUAAUAUGGCUCUUAACACACUACAGUUGUAGCAGAGGUUAAAGCUAUCUCUGUCUAGUGGGCAGCAUAGCUGUCUCAGAUACUGAACUCAUUCUGCUUACAUGCAAGAUGUAAAGAGCUGUAUUAUAAUAGUCAAAUACUAGUUUUUGUUAGAGGCAAACACCUAUACAUGGCUGAUGUGCCAAAUAUGCACAAAGUUCCUCAGCUGAUUUUAAUUGUCUUAGAUCCAAAAGUGGCUUCAUAAGUUUGGUUAACUUUUAAAACAUCUAUUAUAUAAAUUUUUAGGGUUUUCCUGUUUAUAUUAAACUUACUUAGGCAAGAAGUCAGUACAAGAAUCCAAAUGUUUUUACUGUUACUGAAGUGGCUGAUGCCAAUGUGGAACAGUAUUUCAGGUAAGCAUGUCUUCAGCCACAAUCUUUUGAUUGCAAGAUUUAGUUUAACUUAAAAGGAAACAAACACAAACUGCACCUAUGGACAAACUGUCAACUUAGAUCAUCAUUUUGAAAUAAAGUAAGAAUUCCCAAUA